GACAAUAACCCCAGCACUACUGGGCUGGACGACACUUUCACUCUUGACGGGGCACAAUCAACCUGACCAGACAGGAAAGAGUUGCUAUUUUGUGUUUCAUGAUCUGUUAAGUUUUCUCAUAAGCAGAAUGCAGAGAUCUGGAUUGCUCCUGCUGUCGCUGUGUGCCGGCUCUCUGGUGACCCACAGCGGCGCGUUUGGGAAUCGAAGGCUGUGCGGGAUUCAUCUCGUGGAAGCGCUGCUGCUCGUCUGUGGUGAAAAGGGCCUCUUCUACCAGCCUGGCAGGCGUAUCAGAGAGCACACUUUCCGUGAGUCUGCUUACACACGCAUUUCUGUGCGAUGCAUUCCGUCAACUUUACAGCGUCAUGAUGAGGAACAGCGCCCCCUUCCUGGGGCUCACUGGAGCGGCUGCUCAGAGUGGAGACAGAGGCACUGCCAGAAACACUGUUGCAAAGAGAGGCAUUGUGGAGCAGUGCUGUCAUUUCUACUGUGACUAUUACGACCUGGAGAAUUACUGUAACACAUAGAGAGUCUGCUGCAUGCACUUCACCUGAGUAAUAACUUGCAUUAUUUAAGUACUGCGGGUCUGGGAUAUGGUAGGCCUAUUUGGAUGAUACCAUUAAUUAUGAACAGCAGUGAAUGAAGGAUCACUUGAAAUGUUACACAGUGGGCAUGUUUAUGAUUAAAACGUUUGCAUAUAUUAAAAAGGAAAUCUGACUGUUUUUGUUUGUGUUGCACUAUACAAAGUGUAGGAUGUUAGGAUGUUUAUUGUAGGCAUAUUUAAUUAUUAUUAUAUUCCUGUAGCUCAAACAGUGAAAG
Molecule: messenger RNA, 816 nt
Organism: Onychostoma macrolepis
Lineage: Eukaryota; Metazoa; Chordata; Actinopteri; Cypriniformes; Cyprinidae
Product: insulin
Exons: 2
Coding region: 128-490 (120 amino acids)
Cellular component (GO): extracellular region
Molecular function (GO): hormone activity
Source: RefSeq, a predicted model, not a curated record